AUGCUCAGUAUUUUAUGUGCUCUCUCUAGCUGCAACAAACCAAUUGUCAUUAUUCCACCAUUAUAUGGCUCAAAUUUGUUCAUCACAUAUCAGAAUGUGAGCGGACUUCACUCAUAUUGCACAAGUAAAGUUUCUGACAAAUUAUUAUGGGUUAACCCAUCAUAUGCUAUCCCUCCAGUUUACAACUGCCUCUUCCAGCUUUUAACCGUAUAUUGGGAUAACGAAACCGAGAAUUAUAUGUCCAGACCAAACACAACCAUCUCAGUUCAUGACUUUGGCGGCGAUUCCACAGUCAAGUACAUUGCCCAUGGCUUAGGCGGUUGGCUCAGACUCAUAGAAUCCUUCAAAUCCUUAAUCCAGCAUUUCAAACAUAAGGGUUACGUUGUCAGGCGUGAUAUUUUCGCUGCACCUUUCGAUUGGAGACUUGCCGUUGCUGGACUUGAUCUCUUCUGGCCAAAUCUCAAGAAUCUCGUCGAACACGCUUAUCGUGUAAAUCGUGGUCAGAAAGUUACAAUCUUCGGCUACUCCUGCGGCGGCUUCACACUUCAGCAGUUCCUUGCCGAGCACGUUGACCAGGAAUGGAAGGACAAAUACCUUGAUAGAGCAAUCUUUUUGGCUCCAUCUUUCGGCGGCGCGGGCGCAUCCCUUCCUUCCAUAUACACAAAGACAUUCCCAAUUGUUCCAAUCAUUAAGAACGAUGAUUUGGACGCAAUGAUCGAGUCAAUGCCUGUAGUUCACCAACAUUUCCCUAAUUGGGAGAUUUUCGGAGACAGAGAGGUCAUCAGAACACCAGAGGAUAAUACUCUUUACGCUCGCGAUGUCCCACAGUUCUUAAUUGAUCAGGGAAAGGUCAAAGGAGAUAAUAUCAAGAUUAUGAUGAAGGCUGCUAAUAUUUCAAGCAAGGCACCACGCUCACCAGGUUUACCAACUUACAUCAUCUACAACUCCGCUGUACCAACAGAUUUCAACCUCAAAUUCAAGAACGGAUACAACAAAGACCCAAUUGUUGAGAAAACAGGCGGUGAUGGCACAGUCUUUGCUGCUGGCCCAGAAUACGCUUGCAACCAUUGGACAGCUCCAGUUAAAUGCCUCGAUCUUUACAAAGAUUCAGAAUUAUUCGAACACCAGCCACUUGCUGCCAAUCCAUUCGUUCACGAUAUCAUCUACCACUUACAUACAACAGAUAAAUGGAUGCAUUCCAACACUACAAGAAAGAUUAUCCGUGCUCCACUUGUAGAGAUUACUUCUAACAACUCUUAUACUAUCAGAAACGAUAUUAGACCAAAGAAGAUCAUCAUGAAGAAGGUUGUAUCAGAAGAAAUCUAG
Molecule: messenger RNA, 1326 nt
Organism: Trichomonas vaginalis G3
Lineage: Eukaryota; Parabasalia; Trichomonadida; Trichomonadidae
Product: O-acyltransferase protein
Exons: 1
Coding region: 1-1326 (441 amino acids)
Biological process (GO): lipid metabolic process
Source: RefSeq, a predicted model, not a curated record